Messenger RNA from Balaenoptera ricei (Rice's whale), 8903 nucleotides. It is a transcript of the gene PLXNA1, whose product is annotated as plexin A1. Gene Ontology annotation, molecular function: semaphorin receptor activity; protein binding. Gene Ontology annotation, biological process: positive regulation of axonogenesis; regulation of GTPase activity; semaphorin-plexin signaling pathway involved in axon guidance. The transcript has 31 exons. Lineage: Eukaryota; Metazoa; Chordata; Mammalia; Artiodactyla; Balaenopteridae. The record is from RefSeq and is a predicted model, not a curated record. Gene Ontology annotation, cellular component: semaphorin receptor complex. The coding region runs from base 111 to 5867 and encodes 1918 amino acids.
GGCGAUGGCCGGCGGCGGGCGCGCCCCGGGGCAGCCCGGCUGAGGCUCCCGGCCCCGUGAAGCGCAUCCCUGCAGGACCUGAGCGCCGCAGCCCGAGGCCGCAGCCCGUCAUGCUGCUGCCGCAUCUGAGCCCACGGGCGCUGCUGCCGCCACUGCUUUUGCUGCUGCUGCUGCUGGGGGCCGCGCCGCGGGCGGGUGGGGGUCCACAGCCCCCUUUCCGCACCUUCACGGCCAGUGACUGGGCCCUCACCCACCUGGUGGUCCACGAGCAGACGGGCGAGGUGUACGUGGGCGCUGUGAACCGCAUCUACAAGCUGUCGGGGAACCUGACGCUGCUGCGGGCGCACGUGACGGGCCCCGUGGAGGACAAUGAGAAGUGCUACCCACCACCCAGCGUGCAGUCCUGCCCGCACGGCUUGGGCAGCACCGACAACGUCAAUAAGCUGCUGCUGCUGGACCAGGCCGCCAACCGCCUGCUGGCCUGUGGCAGCGCCUCGCAGGGCAUCUGCCAGUUCCUGCGGCUGGACGACCUCUUCAAGCUGGGCGAGCCCCACCACCGCAAGGAGCACUACCUGUCGGGCGUGCGCGAGGCGGGCAGCAUGGCGGGCGUGCUGAUCGCCGGGCCUCCUGGCCAGGCGCAGGCCAAGCUCUUCGUGGGCACGCCCAUCGACGGCAAGUCCGAGUACUUCCCCACGCUGUCCAGCCGCCGGCUCAUGGCCAACGAGGAGGAUGCCGAGAUGUUCGGUUUCGUGUACCAGGACGAGUUCGUGUCCUCGCAGCUGAAGAUCCCCUCGGACACGCUGUCCAAGUUCCCGGCCUUUGACAUCUACUACGUGUACAGCUUCCGCAGCGAGCACUUCGUCUACUACCUCACCCUGCAGCUAGACACGCAGCUGACCUCGCCCGACGCCGCCGGCGAGCACUUCUUCACGUCCAAGAUCGUGCGGCUGUGCGUGGACGACCCCAAGUUCUACUCCUACGUCGAGUUCCCCAUCGGCUGUGAGCAGGCGGGCGUGGAGUACCGCCUGGUGCAGGACGCCUACCUGAGUCGGCCUGGCCGCGCCCUGGCCCGCCAGCUGGGCCUGGCCGAGGACGAGGAGGUGCUGUUCACCGUGUUUGCCCAGGGCCAGAAGAACCGCGUGAAGCCGCCCCGGGAGUCGGUGCUGUGCCUCUUCACCCUCAGGGCCAUCAAGGAGAAGAUCAAGGAGCGCAUCCAGUCGUGCUACCGCGGCGAGGGCAAGCUCUCGCUGCCCUGGCUGCUGAACAAGGAGCUGGGGUGCAUCAACUCGCCUCUCCAGAUCGACGACGACUUCUGCGGGCAGGACUUCAACCAGCCGCUGGGCGGCACGGUCACCAUCGAGGGGACGCCCCUGUUCGUGGACAAGGACGACGGCCUGACCGCUGUGGCCGCCUACGACUACCGGGGCCGCACCGUGGUGUUCGUGGGCACACGCAGCGGCCGCAUCCGCAAGAUCCUGGUGGACCUGGCGAACCCCGGCGGCCGGCCGGCCCUGGCCUACGAGAGCGUGGUGGCCCAAGAGGGCAGCCCCAUCCUGCGUGACCUGGUCCUCAGCCCCGACCGCCAGUACCUGUACGCCAUGACGGAAAAGCAGGUGACUCGGGUGCCCGUGGAGAGCUGUGUGCAGUACACGUCGUGUGAGCUGUGCCUGGGGUCACGGGACCCCCACUGCGGCUGGUGUGUCCUGCACAGCACCUGCUCCCGCCGGGACGCCUGCGAGCGGGCGGCCGAGCCCCAGCGCUUCGCCGCGGACCUGCUGCAGUGCGUACAGCUGACCGUGCAGCCCCGCAACGUGUCCGUGACCACGUCUCAGGUUCCGCUCGUGCUGCAGGCCUGGAAUGUGCCCGACCUCUCGGCCGGCGUCAACUGCUCCUUCGAGGACUUCACGGAGUCCGAGGGCGUCCUGGAGGAUGGCCGGAUUCACUGCCGCUCCCCCUCUGCGCGGGAGGUGGCGCCCAUCACGCGGGGCCAAGGAGACCAGCGGGUGGUCAAGCUCUACCUGAAGUCCAAGGAGACGGGCAAGAAGUUUGCGUCCGUGGACUUCGUCUUCUACAACUGCAGCGUCCACCAGUCCUGCCUGUCCUGCGUCAGCGGCUCCUUCCCCUGCCACUGGUGCAAGUACCGCCACGUGUGCACACACAACGCUGCCGACUGUGCCUUCCUGGAGGGCCGCGUCAACGUGUCCGAGGACUGCCCGCAGAUCCUGCCCUCCACCCAGAUCUACGUGCCGGUGGGUGUGGUGAAGCCCAUCACCCUGGCCGCCCGGAACCUGCCGCAGCCGCAGUCGGGCCAGCGGGGCUAUGAGUGCCUGUUCCACCUCCCGGGGGGCCCGGCCCGCGUUGCCGCCCUGCGCUUCAACAGCUCCAGCCUGCAGUGCCAGAACUCCUCGUACUCCUACGAGGGCAACGACGUCAGUGACCUGCCCGUGAACCUGUCCGUGGUGUGGAACGGCCACUUCGUCAUCGACAACCCGCAGAACAUCCAGGGUAAGCUGGGCGGGGCGGCUGGGUGGGGCGGCUGGGGGGCGGGGCCGAGGGUGGCCGCUGACGCCCACCCCCUCCCUGCAGCCCACCUGUACAAGUGCCCGGCCCUGCGGGAGAGCUGCGGUCUCUGCCUCAAGGCCGACCCUCGCUUCGAGUGCGGCUGGUGCGUGGCCGAGCGCCGCUGUUCCCUGCGCCCCCACUGCCCCGCGGACUCGCCCGCUGCCUGGAUGCACGCCCGCCACGGCAGCAGCCGCUGCGCCGACCCCAAGGUCCUCAAGCUGUCCCCUGAGACGGGCCCGCGGCAGGGAGGCACGCGGCUCACCAUCACGGGCGAGAACCUGGGGCUGCGCUUUGAGGACGUGCGGUUGGGCGUGCGCGUGGGCAAGGUGCUGUGCAGCCCCGUGGAGAGCGAGUACAUCAGCGCUGAGCAGAUCGUCUGCGAGAUCGGGGACGCCAGCGCGGUACGGGCCCACGACGCCCUGGUGGAGGUGUGCGUGCGGGACUGCUCCCCCCACUACCGCGCCCUGUCGCCCAAGCGCUUCACCUUUGUGACGCCGACCUUCUACCGAGUGAGUCCUGCCCGAGGGCCCCUUUCGGGGGGCACCUGGAUCGGCAUCGAGGGUAGCCACCUGAAUGCAGGCAGCGACGUGGCUGUGUCUGUCGGCGGCCGGCCCUGCUCCUUCUCCUGGAGGAAUUCCCGGGAGAUCCGAUGCCUGACGCCCCCCGGGCAGAGCCCUGGCAGUGCCCCCAUCGUCAUCAACAUCAACCGCGCUCAGCUCACCAAUCCCGAGGUCAAAUACAACUACACCGAGGACCCCACCAUCCUGAGGAUUGACCCCGAGUGGAGCAUCAACAGCGGAGGGACCCUCCUAACGGUCACGGGCACCAACCUGGCCACCGUCCGCGAACCCCGCAUCCGGGCCAAGUACGGAGGCGUCGAGAGGGAGAACAGCUGCCUAGUGUACAACGACACCACCAUGGUGUGCCGGGCCCCGUCGGUGGACAACCCUGCCCGCAGCCCGCCCGAGCUGGGCGAGCGGCCCGACGAGCUGGGCUUUGUCAUGGACGACGUCCGGGCCUUGCUGGUGCUCAACGCCUCGACCUUCGUCUACUACCCGGACCCCGUGCUGGAGCCGCUCAGCCCCACCGGCCUCCUGGAGCUGAAGCCCGGCUCGCCCCUCAUCCUCAAGGGCCGCAACCUCCUGCCGCCGGCGCCCGGCAACUCUCGGCUCAACUACACGGUGCUCGUCGGCUCCACGCCCUGCGCCCUCACCGUGUCGGAGACGCAGCUGCUCUGCGAGUCGCCCAACCUCACCGGGCAGCACAAGGUCACGGUCCGGGCCGGCGGCUUCGAGUUCUCGCCGGGGGUGCUGCAGGUGUACUCGGACAGCCUGCUGACGCUGCCCGCCAUCGUGGGCAUCGGCGGGGGCGGGGGCCUCCUGCUGCUGGUCAUCGUGGCCGUGCUCAUCGCCUACAAGCGCAAGUCGCGGGACGCCGACCGCACCCUCAAGCGCCUGCAGCUCCAGAUGGACAACCUGGAGUCCCGCGUGGCCCUCGAGUGCAAGGAAGCCUUUGCGGAGCUGCAGACGGACAUCCACGAGCUGACCAACGACCUGGACGGUGCCGGCAUCCCGUUCCUUGACUACCGCACGUACGCCAUGCGGGUCCUCUUCCCCGGCAUCGAGGACCACCCGGUGCUCAAGGAGAUGGAGGUGCAGGCUAACGUGGAGAAGUCGCUGACACUGUUCGGGCAGCUGCUGACCAAGAAGCACUUCCUGCUGACCUUCAUCCGUACGCUGGAGGCCCAGCGCAGCUUCUCCAUGCGGGACCGCGGCAACGUGGCCUCGCUCGUCAUGACAGCCCUGCAGGGCGAGAUGGAGUACGCCACGGGCGUGCUCAAGCAGCUGCUGUCCGACCUCAUCGAGAAGAACCUGGAAAGCAAGAACCACCCGAAGCUGCUGCUGCGGCGGACUGAGUCGGUGGCAGAGAAGAUGCUGACCAACUGGUUCACCUUCCUUCUGUACAAAUUCCUCAAGGAGUGCGCCGGAGAGCCGCUCUUCAUGCUCUACUGCGCCAUCAAGCAGCAGAUGGAGAAGGGCCCCAUCGACGCCAUCACGGGCGAGGCGCGCUACUCCCUGAGCGAGGACAAGCUCAUCCGCCAGCAGAUCGACUACAAGACGCUGACCCUGAACUGCGUGAACCCUGAGAACGAGAACGCGCCCGAGGUGCCGGUGAAGGGGCUGAACUGCGACACGGUGACGCAGGUCAAGGAGAAGCUGCUGGACGCCGUGUACAAGGGCGUGCCCUACUCCCAGCGGCCCAAGGCCGGGGACAUGGACCUGGAGUGGCGCCAGGGCCGCAUGGCCCGCAUCAUCCUGCAGGAUGAGGACGUCACCACCAAGAUCGAUAACGACUGGAAGAGGCUGAACACGCUGGCGCACUACCAGGUGACGGAUGGGUCCUUGGUGGCCCUGGUGCCCAAGCAGACGUCCGCCUACAAUAUCUCCAACUCGUCCACCUUCACCAAGUCCCUCAGCAGAUACGAGAGCAUGCUGCGCACCGCCAGCAGCCCCGACAGCCUGCGCUCGCGCACGCCCAUGAUCACGCCCGACCUGGAGAGCGGCACCAAGCUGUGGCACCUGGUCAAGAACCACGACCACCUGGACCAGCGCGAGGGCGACCGCGGCAGCAAGAUGGUUUCCGAGAUCUACCUGACGCGGCUGCUGGCCACCAAGGGCACGCUGCAGAAGUUCGUGGACGACCUCUUCGAGACCAUCUUCAGCACGGCGCACCGGGGCUCGGCCUUGCCACUGGCCAUCAAGUACAUGUUCGACUUCCUGGACGAGCAGGCCGACCAGCACCAGAUCCACGACGCAGACGUGCGCCACACCUGGAAGAGCAACUGCCUGCCCCUGCGCUUCUGGGUGAACGUGAUCAAGAACCCGCAGUUCGUAUUCGACAUCCACAAGAGCAGCAUCACGGACGCCUGCCUGUCGGUGGUGGCCCAGACCUUCAUGGACUCCUGCUCCACAUCUGAGCACAAGCUGGGCAAGGACUCGCCUUCCAACAAGCUGCUCUACGCCAAGGACAUCCCCAACUACAAGAGCUGGGUGGAGAGGUACUACGCAGACAUCGCCAAGAUGCCCGCCAUCAGCGACCAGGACAUGAGCGCGUACCUGGCUGAGCAGUCGCGGCUGCACCUGAGCCAGUUCAACAGCAUGAGCGCCCUGCACGAGAUCUACUCCUACAUCAGCAAGUACAAAGAUGAGAUCCUGACGGCCCUGGAGAAGGACGAGCAGGCACGGCGGCAGCGGCUCCGGAGCAAGUUGGAGCAGGUGGUGGACACCAUGGCCCUGAGCAGCUGAGCCGUCGCCCACGGCUGCCUGGCCAGCAGGAGAGUGAGAGGGCCCUCGGGGGCGGUCCCUGUGCAGCGGCCAGAGCUGGGAGGUCCACGGAGGCAGCCUCGCCCCAGCCAUGCCAGGUGCCCUGCGCCGCGGGCCGGGUGUGCAGUCCUGGUCCCCCUCGCCGCCCCUGUCCCCUUCCCGCCUGCGGGGGUCCCGGCUCUUCAUUGGUGUGGGUGAGAUGGUGCCUGCAGCACCCUCCACGCCCAGAGCUGCUCGCCGUGGGGCUGGGGAGCCCAGGUGUGGCUGGGGGCCUUCUCAGGACAGUGGGUGACUGCUGAGGCCCCCGGGGUGAGGCAGGAGUCCUCCUGUAGGGAGAGGUUGGGCUGCCGAGGCCAGGAGGGCCAGGCCCAGGGGCUGGGAGGGGGUCAGCUGUGCCCGGCUCCCUAGGCAGAGUCUGAGGGCUGGGGCGUGGCUGGCGGCUGGGCGGGGAGACUGAAUGCUCAGGGCCCAGCCACGGUGAGCUGAAGUCGGUCCAGGCGUCACCACCCACCUGCCACGUGCCAGCAACCCUACACUCACCAGUGCACCGCCGCUGCCAUCCUCCGAUUCACCGCGUGCUCUCCGCGGCCGAGGCCAGAGCGCCACGUCGACCUCGCCCAGAGAGAGGCCCCCGGCUCCCUCCCAUGGAGGGGCUGCAGGACGGCUCCACGCAGGGCCCAAGUGACUUCCAGAAGGACUCGGAUCCCAUUCCGUCCUCAGGGCUGUGCCUCUGGGAGCCGCUGGGGCCUGGGGCUCCGGGUCAUGCGUGCACGUUCCCCUUAUUUAUUCCCCCCACCGCGCCCGCCCCCAUCCCGGGCUGAGCUCUCGGCUGUGGAGGUCCCGGGAGCAGCCCCGAGCACCCUCCUCCCCCCUCCCUGGCCCCGACCCGCCUUCCAGCGGCGUCAGUCUGGCCCCUCAGCAGCGUGCUGGCCCCUCGGAGCGGGGGGACAUCUGGGGGCUGUUGCUCGUCUUUUAGGGGAGCAAGGGGGUCCUACUGUGCUCUGCUUGGGCAGCGGGGCCGUGGGGGCCUCGGACCACACCCACUGGCCUGGCCAGGAGCAGGACGCGGUGACCAGGGGGCCUACAGAGCCGGUCUGCCCGUCCUGCUCUCAGCGAGCAAAAGAACACGUUUUUAAUUAAAAAAUCUGUACAUAUAUAUCCAUAUAUAUAUAUAUAUAUAUAUAUAUAUGUGGCUCUAGCCUGUCUCCAGCCCCAGUGGGGUCCUGUACAGUUACCCGGAGGAGGAGGAAUUUUACACUUUAGAAUAAGAGAAUUAAGGUAGCGGGAAAGCAAUACCAAAUGGUCGUGGAGAAAGUGGCCAGAGCUUCCCCGCUGGAGCACCCCCGAGGCCUCCGCCCUCGACCUGCAGGUCGUCCUGUUUUCGUUUUGACGUGAGAAGGAGAGGACUUCUCGGGCCGAGAGCUUCCCGGACGCGGGCCGUGGAUUCCUGCAUGACUGUGCUAGCGUUUAGUCUGACUUGAUCUUUUUAAAACUGCAAGUGUUGAAUACUAGAGGUUGUUAGGCCUUUUUUUCAUGUUUUUUAAUUAAUCAGUCACUUGUGAAGGCAGUGGCCUGUCCCCUUUUCAAUUCACUUUUUCGACGUUACUACAGAUUCCCGCGGACUUUCAGGGACAGCUAGCUGUGGCCGGCCCCGCGCCCCCGGCCGCCCGUCUUGGGUCCCCCCCAAGCAGCGUGAGCCAGACCGCACACCACCAUCAGCCAAGGAGCUGCUCCCUCGCGGGAGGAGGGGUGAAACCCGCCACCUCCUGACUCAGGGAGCUCCUGGAACCGGGGUGAAGGGGUCCCUGGGCCCCGUGGGCACUGAGCAAGGCUCGGGCCCCCCACGCGGUGGGUGUCCAGCAGGAGCUCAGGCCGGGCGGGCGCCGGCCGGGGCCGGGUUCCGUCCGGGUUCCGUCCGGGUGCGGGUCUCGCUCCCCCCGAGUCUUCCCUGAAGCUGCUUCUGAUCGAAGCCCCCGUUCUUCCAGCCCCGCUCGGGUCAGGGGGCUCCUCGGCCGCUGCGCCGCCGUCUUCAGAAUCCAGUCCCAGCCCCCGUUCCUCGGGCCUCCCCGGCCCCGUGCUUGCCCCGCGGGCGGCGGGCUGGGCGGUGGUGACGCAGGAGGGGAGCCGGCCCUGCAGGCGCGAGGCCUCGUGGAGCGCGUGCGUGGGUCAGGUGCAAGCACUUUAGCGCCGUCUGUUUACACACGAGCCGAUCGCUGACCUACGCCUGCAGUCCAGUCCGCAGCACGGCCGCCCCUUCCUCUCCCGGGGCUGGAGUCAGGCCAAGUCCUCCUCCUCACUCGUCUCCACGGUCCUGCUGGCCCUACUGCGCCUUCGGCACUGGGCCCAGGCGCCCGCCGUCACCUCCCCGUCCUCCUGCCGGGCACUCGGACCCCAAGCUCCGGCUCUGGCCUGAGGGUGGCCGGAGUGUGGUGUGGGAGCGCUGCUCCGCGCAGGUGGGCGGCCCCCAAGGCCCCUCUGCAGCCCCAGGGCCGGGGGUCUGGGCCGUGGUGUGGGGCGGUGUGCCGGGAUGCCUGCCGCCCCGGGCCCCCUCCCGCCCUCGCCCGCACGCGUCUCAGGAGCGCCAGGGACGGCUCGGCCUCGGUCGGGAGGCUGGCGUCUCUAUAUACCUCGAGCUUGCCCGCACUCCCCGACCCGGGCCCCAGGCCCACGGGAGAGGUCCCCCCGCCCUCCCCGCUUUGCCCCUGCUGAGCAAGCCCCGCCAGUGCUGGAGCUGAGGGCUCACGCCGUUGGUGCUACACAAGCUAGAAUAGAUAUAUUUAGAGAGAGAGAUAUUUUUAAGAUGAAGCCCACGAUUAGCUGUCCUUUGACGCCGCAAACCCCCACCCAAAAGAAGAGCGAUCGCUCGGCAGCCUGAGCGGCCCCUCUGCCGCCGCCUCUCCCGGGGGCGGUGUGGCUCGCAGGCUGUGUAAAUACACGGCCAUUUCCUAUUUUACUGUCUCAGAUUUAGUACUUGUAAAUACACACACAUUAAGGAGAGAAUAAACAUUUUUGCUAAAA